AUUUGUUUACCCAUCCGGGAUGUGCAGUUUUUUUGUUUACUCUUCUCUUAACGAGACAAUCUCCUUCAAAACAUUUUUAUCGGGUGCAACAAAUUGUUAGUGACUGAAGGGCAACGUCAUCCCAAACAUCAAAGAGUAGAGACGUGAAAAAAUGAGGACAGGAAAUCCAGGUCACGACGAAUAACUGAAUAACUAAAGAAAAUGAGGUAUGCCGCAGAUGUCACUGUAGAAGAUCUUCACCCUGAGAAGCCCGAUCCCCUCCACGUUAAAAAGGUCGGAGAUGCCAUGUAUCAGACAGGAGGCAGAGCCAGAGACCCCUGACAUUAAAGAAGAAGAACAGGAAGAUGAAAUCUCCAAGAUUCCAAUGUGGGUCAGUGUGAAGAUCGAAGGACAUGAAGCUCGGAGCGAAGCAGCGAAACCUUGGAGCGACGGCUCAUUUCAACACUUGACAACGAAAGGAGAGCAACCGGACGGCCUCUUAGCUCCGCUUUCGGACAGCGACGACGUAACGUCACACUCUUCUGACACUGAUACCAAUGAGGAGGAUGUUGACUUUGACCAAAAUGAUCCGAAAUCCCCAAACAAGUCAUCAUUGAAAAGGGACAAAAAAGAACACUUGGCUGGGAAACCUUUUCCCUGCUCUGUUUGCGAGAAAAGGUUUUCUUUGAAGACUGAUUUAGAAAGACACACGCGUACACACACUGGAGAAAAGCCUUAUGUCUGCACAUGUUGUGGUAAAAGAUUCACUGAGAAGGGAAAUUUAAAGAAACACACUCGGACACACACGAGAGAAAAGUCUUUUCCCUGCUCAGUUUGUCAUCAAAGAUUCCGUUUUAAGGGAGCUUUAAAAAGACACGCAACAACACACCCUAGAAAGAACCCAUUUGCCUGCUCCUUUUGUGAGCAAAGAUUUUAUCGUAAGUCUCAGUUGACAAAACACAUAUUUGCACACACAGGAGAGAAGCCUUUCUCCUGCACACUUUGCGACAAAAGAUUUUCUCAGAAAUUUAUUUUAGAAAGACACACACGUACACACACUGGAGAAAAGCCUUUUGUCUGUACAUGUUGUGGGAAAAGAUUCACCGAGAAGGGAAAUUUAAACAAACACACACUCACACACGCUGUAGAAAAGCCUUUUCCUUGCUCAGUUUGUGAGAAAAGAUAUUUUUCGAAGACUGAUUUAAAAAAGCAUCAGCGUACACACACUGGAGAAAAGCCUUUUUUCUGCACAUGUGGUAAAAAAUUUACCCACAGGGGAGAUUUAAACAAACACACACGCACACACACUGGAGAAAAGCCUUUUCCCUGCUCUGUCUGUCAUAAAAGAUUCGGUCAGAAGGGAACUUUAAACAGACACUUAACGACACACACUGGAGAGAAACCAUUUGCCUGCUAACUUUGAGGUAAAAGAUUCACUCAGAAGGGAUAUUUAGUAAACGUGACUGAAAAUUAGGCCGCGAAAAUAGCUAAAACUGCAUUUUCCGUUAUCGGUCAAAAGGCCGAAAGUUUACCACCGAAAAGUGGGAAGAAGCUUAGUCCUCUUGUGAUGACAUAAUCGAAACUCAACAAGCUAACACUACUGGGUCACAGUUGACAUGUCCAUGCUUUGGAAGUACAGUGAUACCUCAGCUCACGAACGCUUAAGCUCACGAACUUUUCGCCUCAAGAACAUUAAAUUCGCGAGCAUAUAGUCUCUGCUGACGGACUAGUUUUCGGCGGACGAACCAAACCACGCGGUCGAACAGCGCCACGAGAAGCUGACGCACGCUCACGGCGUCCCAGUUCGUCCCCUCGCUUUCGUUGAGUGCGGACGUGUUUUGUGUUUGAUAGACAUUUUGGACCAUAUUGAGUGUACUUUUGCUAUUAUGGGACCGAAAAAGACCCCACCACAGGCUAGUGUUAAGCCUAAGAAGACAUUAAAGAAAAUAAGGUAUAUUUUUUUGUAGUUUUAAGGCUUAUUUAGUAGAAAAUUAUGUUUUAUGGGGACCUGGGAACAGAUUAUUCUCAUUUUAAUGGUUUCUUAUGGGAAAUAAAUGUUCGGAAGACGAACUUUUCGCCUUACACACACUUUCUGGGAACCAAUUAUGUUCGUGAGCUGAGGUAUCACUGUAAUUUGUUUUGAUGUCAAAAGACCCGAAACGCCUAAUGAUUCCAGGAACAUCGUGUUCGGGUCUUUCAAGAUGUGUGACUUUUUUUUUUUUUUUUUUUUAAACUUCCUCUAUGGGGAACCAUUUUUAGAGCUGCUCUCUGUUCUACAUGAAGAUCAACUUUGGCUUUACAUCCUUAUCAUCAUCAUCACGGCUAUUGCGUAGGGGCAGGUUUCCCAUCCCAUUGCGUAGAGCUGACUAGGUGAGCUAGGCCCCUCCAGUACUGGCGGUCUCGUGAACUAUAUCCCUAAGUGACAUCCAAAAGUGUAUUUCAGCAUUUGUUUUGAAUUCAUUAAACAGGUUUUUAUUCACACCAUUAAUUUA
Molecule: messenger RNA, 2471 nt
Organism: Corythoichthys intestinalis (scribbled pipefish)
Lineage: Eukaryota; Metazoa; Chordata; Actinopteri; Syngnathiformes; Syngnathidae
Product: gastrula zinc finger protein XlCGF57.1-like
Exons: 3
Coding region: 281-1396 (371 amino acids)
Biological process (GO): regulation of transcription by RNA polymerase II
Cellular component (GO): nucleus
Molecular function (GO): DNA-binding transcription factor activity, RNA polymerase II-specific; RNA polymerase II cis-regulatory region sequence-specific DNA binding
Source: RefSeq, a predicted model, not a curated record